This is a messenger RNA of Callorhinchus milii (elephant shark), 4310 nucleotides long. It is a transcript of the gene trafd1, whose product is annotated as TRAF-type zinc finger domain containing 1. The record is from RefSeq and is a predicted model, not a curated record. NCBI's taxonomy places the organism in Eukaryota, Metazoa, Chordata, Chondrichthyes, Chimaeriformes, Callorhinchidae. The transcript is spliced from 12 exons. Bases 122 to 1936 code for a protein of 604 amino acids.
GGAACCUGGCUAAAGGGAUUCCUUCACUGUAGAUUUUAUCACUGUUCCUUGUUGUCAUAUUGAAUACACUCUUGAAAGUCUGCCACAUAAUUAUUAGAAAAAGUUUUGAAGACGUGUGAAGAUGUCUGAAAGCCAGGCUGAGGAUACACGGCUUUGCACCAACUGUAAGCGAGACAUUCCUGCGACAAAUUUCACCAUCCACGAAAUUCACUGCCAAAGGAACAUCGAUCUCUGCGGGUACUGCCAUGAACCGUUCCCCAAAUCCGAGAUGGAGGAGCACUUUGAAAUGGAGCAUGCACUGGUUGAUUGUAAGUGCAGUAUGAAAGUAGAGAAAAAUCUAUUGGAGAAACACAUGAGUACAGAAUGCCCUCUACGACUGAUUAAAUGCCAGUACUGUGAGCUGGAACUUGCGUUCAACAAGUCUGAAGAGCAUGACGAUUACUGCGGAUCAAGGACCGAGCCCUGUACAACUUGCGGACGUAAUGUCAUGAUCAAAGAUCUCAACGCGCACCCCAUCACGUGCGGCCAAGAGGAGAGAAACAACAACCAAGUCCGGCCGAGGCCAGAUUACCACUUUGAAGACAACCUGGGGACCUGGUUUGAAAACCAGCCGUACAGAAGCCUCCUGAGAACUGAGGAAAACUACAUUCGAUCAUGGCCGAGACUCUCCAGACCCCUGGAAACCAAAUUUCAUGGGAACAGGGAGACGGGGAUUUUCAUGAGAAGGAAUGUACUACCAAGAGUUAGAGAUCCGAAUCAAGCCAGCAUGGUGAGGACUGAGAGGACCCGGAUGGCAGACCCUGCUGGUCCAGACCAUAUGGACGCCAACUCUAACCUGGAUUACCUGCUCGCCCUGAGUCUGCAGAAUGAGCACGGUGGAGGCGGAGAAGGAGAUUGGCCGCACUGGGAGGACCUUCAGCCGGACUGUGUGUACCCUACACAACUACAGGACGUCAAGGGCUGGUUCGAAAGCCAUUCAGCGUCUCAUGUUUUCCCUCCAACUGCAAACGUCCAAGAGGAGAAAACAAAUGAUGCCACGAUGUUGCCUUGCGAGUUCUGUGAAGACCUUUUCCCUGAAGAAGAGCUCAUUCUUCACCAGACAGGCUGUAACCCACUGAGUGCCUUGGUAUCAUUCAGUAAGACUGCCACGCCUUCCCCACCAAUCUCACUUCCCAGAAGGAGUGACAUUUUCUCCAAUCGCCAGACCGUGGAGCCUGAAUGCUUCCCUCAAGACUACCCGGUGCCACCGUGUGGGCAGAUUGUGAACUUGGGAGAUGGGGACGUCAUGAUUCCCUGCGAGUUCUGUGGCAUUCCCCUGGAAGAAGAUGUCCUGUACCAUCACCAGGACCAGUGUGAUUUGAGACCACUGACCGCAAGGUCAACGGAUCAGAACCCCAACCAAGCGCUCUUAGCCCCCAAAGCUGAGAAAAGAGAGCUUCCUGAAGUGCCCAUUCGACGAUCGAGACACCAGGGAGAUGUAGGAUUGAGCUACUUGUCUCGAAUGGAUGACAUCCAGCCACGUUCAGUGAUUCGACCGUUCAGGGUAAAAGCAGGAACCUCUCCGGCAGCUUUUAGACCUCCAAUGGGGGCCCUGAAAUCAUUAACAGAGGACAGCUUCCUCCCAGCUACCAGAAUAGCCAAGAUCCCCAACAGAGAGGCGUCAGAGCUGAGGCGACGGGCCAGGAAACCACUGGAGCCAUCAGUGGGGUCCACACAUCCCAUUGGAGAUCUAUUUCCGGACGGAUACAAACCCAGUUUUCCACAUGUAUAUCCUGCCAGAUCAAGUGCAAGAACAGAUGGAUCUCGAAUCACCAGGAACGUACUUCCCAGCGCUUCCAGGAACACACUUUCCAGCACUUCCAGGAACAGAAUCCCAGGGAUAAAGCCAGGUCUCCCCAAACCCAGGCCAGAGAACGACGGGAAGGAGGAAGAGUGACGGAGCGAGGCUGCACUCGGCUAUUGGCAUUGAUGUCCAACUCCUAAAUUAUAUUUAGCGCUAAAACUCAGGACGUUCAUUUUUUCUAUGCAAAGAAAAUGUCUGUCUGAGUGUGGUGUACAUGGUGAUAGUGUCUGUGUUUCUUUUUUUUAAAAAAAAAACUCAUUUUGAAGUGAAAAGGAAAUGUAUAACAGAAGUUUGCAUGUCUGUCGAAUUCUCUCGUCGCCUUGCCACAUGAGUCAUUAAAAAGAUGAAAUUUUUCUGCCCACUUCUUCAAAGCACUUGAUUUUACAGUUGUACUGAGCUCCGGGGCGGGGAUGGUGGGCGUCAAAUACAGGUCAAUGAUUUAAUUCCAGUAACAGUUUGGAAAUUAAUCAAGUCCAAUUUGCACUCGGAUGAAAAUGACUAUGCCUAGAACUGUGUGUGUGCUGGGGGUUGGGGGUAAGGACUAGUAAAGGUGCUCGGAGAAGUGGUUUAAGUGAUUCUCAAAAUCAGAGACGAGAGCAAAUCUCAGGAUGGCUUUGUGAGAGGGUGAGUCAUCCAUUUGGGAAAGGGGAGCAGAAUAUUCGAGUAAAGGGAGGGAGAAUCUGGACCAAAUCUGUCUAUAGCUUCUUUCCUGAACCUCCUUGCGACUCCUGGCUCAAUAAGUCUUACUGAGAAACGCAUGAUUUCCUUUUCGGAAAAAUAGCAAAUUUGUUUGCGUAACCAAUAUUCACUUUGUGGCGUAGACAGUGUUGGCUGCUGUUGGGUACAGCACAUGCAUGUUUUUUGUACAACUUCCUUUCAAUGUUGAAUAUAAAUAUCAUUUGUCCUUUUUCUUCUGUUUAGAAAGUCUCCCUUUUGACUUACUGUUGCAGUAACUCCUGUUAAAACUACUCAUCCUUUUAAUGUCUCCUGAUCACACAUUGCAUUCUUGGCGGGGACUGAGAUGGUGUUUUGUUACGAGUUGACUGAACAGAUGUCUUUUUUUUAGACGUAGAAAGUUGUCUCUUGAUGGGAAAUCUAGCAGUUCUGUAAUUGAUAGUUUUGCUUGCGUUAGUCUUCAGCCACUGCUGCUCCUGAGUGUACCCAGGAAAAAAGGCUUUAGGACAUUUUAAAACUAUCUGUACUUCCUCCAACAAUAGAUAAUUUUUCUUUCCAUUGCGGUUGGAGCGUUUCAAACUACAGUAUCCUUGAGAAACUUGCUUGCUAAACUGUACAGGACUUGUUUGAUCUAGGUCUGCUUCUGCUAGACCUGGGUGAGUUUAUGAUCUGUUCUGUAAAGCUUAUCCCUAAUUCUGCUGUCUCUUCCUGCUUGUCUGCUCAUAUCUUAGAAUAUAAUGUGUAUUUUUCGCUUUAAUUUUUAAUCUGUUCAGUGGUUUCCAUUACAGGUCACAGGCUCAGCUUUAAGCUGGUAAAAGGGACUUUUGCUGUUCAAGAUCAGGAGGUUUUGCACUUGGCUGCUAUCUGGAAAUAAGUUUCCCAGCCACUGACUUGUAUAUUGGUGCUGGUCUAUACAUGAUUUAUGGCUGUUCUUAACACAGGUAUUGGGUGAAUGAUAACCUCUACAAGCAAAGCCCAGGACUAUAUGAAUGGGGGUAAUGUGACCGGGGUAUAUGUUUGCAAUAGCCAUCUCACUUGCAUUCUCAAGAUUUUCAUUCCUUUUCUUUUGGAUUCUUGACUCCACAUUCCUCUCGCUUCCAACAGGAGAGCAGAGGAACUUUGUGGGGAGAGUUUGGUGCAGUGUUAAGGGGGGGUGGGGGAGGGUGGAGGGGAGAAGAUAGCUCCAAAUAGUCAGCAUUUCAGUGGUAAUGUGUAUCCACUUGAGGAAUGUCUGUUAAAAGGUAAAUGUAGGGAAUGUGUAUGUGUUUGGGGGGAAAGGGGGGGCAGAAAUGUGUGAAUGGAUGUCGUAGCAAUUAUACAAUUUUACUGUUUCUUGAGGAUGGGAGGUGAGAUGAGAUAUAGCUUAGGGUUUCAAUGGUAAUUAGAGAACUGCCAAGGGUGUAGUUAACCUAGUUUUAAUAUAGUGAUCUAUCAGUGCAGAAUUUACAUCUUUCAUAUGACAAAUUCUCUCUUCAGCCCAUCCUUCAUCUUAUUUGUUUCAAUUUCCUUCUAUCUUAAAUUGCUGAAACUCCUGCCCAGUGUGUUCAGCUACAGGGCAGCAGAGGCUGGGGUGAGUGCAGGCUUUUAUACUGUGGACUGACUGAUCAGGAGGGUGGUGAUGGACAGUGUAUCCUUUCAAUAGCUAAAAACAUAUCUCGUGGCAUCAUGGUUAUCACCAGCAUAUAGUGAACUGAUUGUGAUUUUAUCAACCUGUGAGAUCUUUAAUUUUAAAACUGUAAAUGUAUCAACAAAAUCUGUAAUAAAGGAGGUUAAGACAUACAGUAAUUGUAAA